CUUUUGCCACGAUGCAGCCCAGGGAGGGGGAACCAGGGGGGUUUGGGGGGGUUCUGCUCCCCGACCCCUAUAACAGCUUCAUGCAUCACCACUUGAGCUACUACGGCUACUCCCAAGGCCACAAGUUGAGUGCACACAAGAGCCCCAUGGCCUCGGGGGACCCCACGGAGCAGCCUCCCACUGAGCUCCUGAUCAGCAUGGGCAGCACCAAUCCUGGGCAGGAGCUGAGCCGGCCCCCACCCCAACCUGACACUGGGGCCCCCCCCAGCUCCUCCUGGAGCCCCUCACUGCAGCACCGGGAGGCCCUGGGGGAGCUGCAGGGUCCCAUUGCUGGGCUCUCACUGGGGGGGCUCCUGCCCCCUCCCCGCUGGCCUGUGCAGUGCGAGGUCACUGAGGAGAGCAUCGAGCACAUCAAGUGGGUACCCCCUGAACCGGAGCCCUUCUGCCAGCCCAUGAGCAUGGAGCAGGCCCCAGCCACCCUCAGCGAGGAGCAGGGCACCAUUGUCUAUAACUGCAGCCCAGGGAGCGGGCAGCACCCAUGGGUGCCCCCUCUGCCUCGCCAAACCCCAUUGCUGGGCCUCUCUGCAGUGCCCCAAGGCACCCAUAUUGGGGGGGCCCCAGGGCCCCUGUCCUGGGCAGCAGCACCCUUGGGGGGGCCCCAGGACUCGACGCUGCUCUUUGAGUCCCGCUUUGAGAGCAGCAGCCUGCAGAGAGCAGUCAAGGUGGGGCCCUAUGAGCAUGUGCUGUGGCUGCGGCUGCGGCCAGACCUGGUCACCACCAAGCACACCCAAUGGUUCUACUUCCAUGUCCAAAACACCCGCCGGGAGCCCCUGUACCACUUCACCAUCGCCAACCUCGCCAAAGCCAAGAGUCUCUAUGGCGAGGGCAUGAGGCCGCUGCUCUACUCCCAGCGGGACGCCCAGAGCCGCGGCAUCGGCUGGUGCCACGUUGGCACCCAUGUCUGGUACUACCGCAGUGCUGGUGCCGGUGACCGGGAGCCGGCUGCUUUCCACCUCUCCUGGGCUGUGUGCUUCCCCUAUGAUGGGGAUACCUGCUUCUUCGCCCACUCCUACCCCUACCCCUACACGGACCUGCAGCACUACCUGCGGGCCCUGAUGGGCGACCUGGUGCAGGCGCUGUGCCGCAGCCUGGCCGGCAACACCAUGUACCCAAGCCGAGGCCUCCUGCGGCACCUCUUUGUCUUCACCGUGGUGCCGAUGCUCAACCCCAAUGGGGUGGUGGUGGGGAAUUCCCGGUGCUCCCUGUCCGGCUGGGAUCCCAACAGUGCCUAUGGAGCGAGGCCUGGAGUGUUCCCUGCAGUGUGGCACCUAUGGGCGAUGGUUGAGAGGGUGCUGGUGGAGCGGGAGGUGGUGCUGUACUGCGACUACCACAGGCACAGCCGGAAGAACAACGUCGUCAUGUACGGCUGCGAUGGCAGCGGGACCGGUGUGGGGCUGCGGCUGCACCAGCGCAUCUUCCCUUUGAUGUUCAGCAAGAACACCCCGGACAGGGUGGGGGGCAAUGGGGGUCCAGCAGUGGCGGAGCUGGAUGUGCUCCUGCGGCAGUGGCUGGGCCAUGAGCCGGGGGGUGCUGGCAGCUGGAGUGAUGUGGCCACAUCCGAGCUUGAGUCCAGCACCGCCGGCUCUCACAGUUCGGUGUCGGACGCGCUCCCGGUGCUCCCGCGGUGCCGCCGCUCGGGCUCAGCCCGCGCCGCUUUGCGGCCGGAGCAGCGCAGGAGGAAGCGGCUGCGGAGCCGCGGGGCCAGGGCCGCCGAGCGCGGCCUCAGCGCUGCCGCCCGGAGCCGGGACCCGCGGCGCUGCCUCCACCGCUGCGGCUCCGCGCGGGUCGCUCCGUGCCCCCCGGGGCCCCUCCACGGCACGGCGGGGCCCGGUGCUGCCGCUGCGGCCUCUCCCGUCGCAGCCGCCCCGGCGGGGACCAGGCCGGGCCGUGCUCCGAGCGCGGCUCCAGGCCCCAUCCGGUCCCUCCGGGCCGCCCCGCGCUGCUGCGCCUGUGUUCGCCAUUAA
Messenger RNA from Neopsephotus bourkii (Bourke's parrot), 2024 nucleotides. Its product is annotated as cytosolic carboxypeptidase 2-like. The record is from RefSeq and is a predicted model, not a curated record. Bases 12 to 2024 code for a protein of 670 amino acids. NCBI's taxonomy places the organism in Eukaryota, Metazoa, Chordata, Aves, Psittaciformes, Psittacidae. The transcript is spliced from 8 exons.